AUGGCACAGCCCGUACUUUUGGGUUAUAUAAUAGACUAUUUUAGUGCCGUAAAUGGGGUGACCUAUAGCCAGGCCUGUUGGUCGGCAGCUGUUAUAGAGGGGGGAGGAAAUUUGAGUGUAGGCCAGAGGCAAUUGGUGUGUUUGGCCAGGGCGAUUUUAAGGGAUAAUAAGAUUCUGGUGCUCGAUGAGGCCACGGCUAAUGUGGACUUACAUACCGAUGCUCUCAUACAACAGACCAUAAGACAUAAUUUUGCAAACUGUACGGUACUUACGAUCGCACACCGGCUCAACACGAUUAUCGAUUGCGAUCGCGUUUUGGUGUUGGACGCGGGUGAGAUCAUAGAGUUUGACGCGCCGUAUGUUUUAACGCAACGGAAGUCAUAUUUCUAUGACAUGUACCGUAAGACCGGUCGCGAGAUGUGCAACCAUUUGAUACAAAUGGCUAAAGAGGCAAAUCUCACACGCUAUAACACUAUGGAAGUGGACGGGGAGGACGGGGAGGACGAGGAGGACGAGUAG
Oppiella nova is the source of this 519-nucleotide messenger RNA. The record is from the annotation of a GenBank genome assembly. Lineage: Eukaryota; Metazoa; Arthropoda; Arachnida; Sarcoptiformes; Oppiidae.